CCGCCCUGAAUCAGACGACUCUCUUUACAUUAGAGAGAACAAGAGCGGCAGCGCUGAUGAUUGGAGAAACUUUUUUUUCAAGAAUUGGUGAUGAUAUGAAAAGACGGAACAUAUGGGGAUUAAAUUCGAUAAAAAAGUACCUAAGGCUUUCGACUGAUCCAGGUAAGGGCUCCAGAUUUGCUGUCAGUGAUACUUCCACAUUGCAUAGUGAAGAUGGUGAACCUGUUAAUAACACUGAUUUGGUAAAGAUGGAUAACACAACAUUUAGUAAGAAGCCUGUACAACUGGAUCCCAGGAUAUCUGACCAUAUUGAACAUACAAAGGUGCCUAAUCAACCUCUUUGUAAUCCACCAGCACUUCUCCCAACUCCUGUUGAAAAUAAUGUAACAUCAAAUAGUAUGCAACGAGGACUGCUACCUACUCUUGGGGCAGAAGUAUCUCAAUUUUCUAAUAAUAGAACCAGCAGUUUAAUAUAUUCACAUUCUAAUGACCUUGCGUCAUCCCCUCUGCCUACGAAUAGUGCUUUGGAUGGAUAUUAUAGACCCCCUAACACUAGUGAAGAGUUAAUGCAGAUUUCUGUAGCUGGAACAGCACCUCGGUUGCAAAAUUAUGUUGAUACAGAUGAGGUAGUUAAUAAUCAACAGGUUUUACCUCUAAAGAGCAGUCUACCUAAGUUAACAUAUCAACAGUUAUCUGAUGAUUGGAAGAAAAAUAAGAAAGAUAUUUUGGACCAAAAUCUCCAUGAGAAUACUGAUGACAAUUCUGGUUGUGAGUUAGAUAUUUCACCCACAAAGCCUAUGACAUCCCGAUAUUGUAGAAACCUUGAUGAAUUUCUUCUCUCUGACUCAGAGGAUCACCAAGCUGUUAUUCUCUCUGAUACUGAUAUUGCUCAAGAAUUUACUGUGUCCAGCCAGCCAGAGGUAUGUCCUCCACAAGCCAUAGAUACUGCAUCAGAUAGCAAUAACACUGAAAGUAACAAGUUAACUGAUGUUAGAAAGAAUACUAGAGUUCCUGGGCCAGUGAUAGAUCGCAGGAAAUAUCAAAUCGGGAGAGGUUUUGACGACAUAUUAAAAAUUGCCAGUCAAAAUGUGAAAAGACAACGUAGACACUCGCUUCAAAGUAGUGAAUCUCAGAAGCAUGAUGGUAGUAGUCAUCGGGCACGUCAUCGUAGCAAUGGUACACCUAAAAAGAAAAAAUUACAUGAAUCUCCACGAAAAUUACCUCUCUUGGUCAACAGAAGCUUAUCAGAAAUUUCUGUAAAGAGCAAUCAUUUGAUUAUUGCUCAGGACAUUCAAAAACAAUUGGAUAAAUUGAGCAUGACACUUUGUGUGCCAAAAUUAGAUGUUCCAGAGACUGUUUCUGUAACAGAGGAAAUGGCUGUAAAGGGCUUCUGUAACUGUGUCCGGAAAAAGACUGAAAGGAAAUCUCUUUUUCAAAGUUUUUCAAACAGCCAGCACGAGCAGCUAAUAACAAAGAUACCUGAAGAAUUUAGCUUGGAUAUUGCUGAGAGAAACAUCAUAGAGGGGAAUGGUGAUGAGUCAUCUGCUAACGACAACAUUUGUAAGGUUUCUGAAGGUGUUGAUGUUGAGACUGGCAGCCAAACAUCCAUAAACUGUGACUUGGAUAAAAACAGAGAGAAUAUUGGAUUGUUUGAUCGUUUAAGAUAUUCGGUCUCUGAGAUCUCACCAUCCAAAAACUCUCCAGACGUGAGAGUGGCUACUUCUUCCAGAAAAGACAAUCAACCAAUUAAAACUACCUUGAAAAAAGCCAUUAACUUUAACCUGCUUAAAGAAAAACUUUCAAAGAAAACCUUUAUCAGGGCUUUAGAAAAGCAUGGAGUGGAUGGGUCAAGUGCGACAACAUCCUCAAAGUUACAGACUUCGACAUUACCUCAGAGUCAAGAUGAAGAUAUGAUGCAAGUUUCUGCUUCUGAUGACAAUCAUAUUGUUAAUAAUGAUACUGACAUUAAUGAUCCUGUUUUUGAUGACACUGCGUGCAAAUUCCAAAGUGAUAAUCAUGAUGAUGGCAAAGAGGGAACAGAACAUAUAUCCAACACAGAGGUGCUACUGAAUGAUGCAGCUGCUUUAAAUGAAACAAGAUCCACUAUGAAUGAUGAAACUAAUGAUGACAACUUAUUAAUUGAACUCAUUAGCAGCGAUGAUGAUGACGAUCUGCCAGAUCUUGGUGACACAGUCAACAGACGAGAACACCAACAAGAUUCUAAAGAAAAUGAAGUGUCCUUCUCUCAAGACAGCCUGGAGGAUUCUCCACUUGACAACUCCAUCACCAACAUUGAAACAAAACCUCCAGAACGAAAACUUAAGUUUACCUUAGACAAGAUGGUGCAAAAUAAACAGGACAAUGAUCUGAAAGAUGUUGAAUUAGCUAAGAUUACAAAAGAACUGAAGAAGGAUAUGGGCAUUGAUUGGAUGAACAGAGCCAAGUCUGAAGAUAACGCAAACAACAUACUGCCAGACCACAAGAAAGAACUUGAUAAAUUUGCCUACCCCACUGAUCAUGUGCCAGGUAUAUACCCCGGAGAUGAUGUUUUCAACCUGGACCACAUUGGUGAAGUAUUUUCCUUCCCAUCUACCCUGCGUUUGGUUGACUGCGGUUUUAGGCCUGUGAAGGGGAAGGCAACUGACUCCCUGUUAUGGAAAGCAUCCCCAGAUGAUCUGGUUGGCCUUAUUAACUCAUGUUUGCUGGCAGAGGCUCAUCUGGUUAGGCCAUGCCAGGAUGCCUUGAUGGUGUGGAUUUUUUACCUCAUGUCAAUUCAUGGGAGUAUACACACAAUAAUGCAGGCAUUUAAAACACUCUGGUCUCUUAUGAACAACUCAAUCAGAUUCAAUCAAAGUAGAGUAUGGCUGCCAAGUUUAAAACAGAUAACACGAGUUUUACUUAAUUAUGGUGCAACAUUUGAAUCUCUGUUCCCAUCUACAGAACUGGAACCAGCAUUCUCUCUAAAUGAUGUAUUGAAUGAAAGUGGCAAAGAUAAGGAAAAUAUGGUAGAAGAUGAAACAGAAAGUACACUAAAAAAUCAGAGCUGGACUUCUCAGAAACAGUUUCCAGUGGAUGCUUUGAACCAUGUGAUCAAGCUCAUCACACAUGGAAUGCAUUUGAGAGAUAUGCACAAGCAACCUGUGUUUUAUUCUGAAGAAGAAUUGAAGCAGCUAAUUGGACUUAUAUGUCGUUCUGGCUUAGAAACUCAAGGAAAAGAAGAUACUCAUGGUGAAGAUUUUGCAUUGUGUACUGCAGCUUUACUAGAAGGAUUCUCGAUUACCUCUUGGUCGAUGAAGAGUAAAGAGUUGUGCGAAGCUCUGCCUGCCUUAACCAGCCAUCAUCACAAUUUGGUGCAUCUUGUAGAAUUGUUCCCAACCUUCACUGAUAGAGGACGACAGACAAGACGCCUUCUGAGGUAUGUCACUUGUUUCCUCUGA
This is a messenger RNA of Anneissia japonica, 3437 nucleotides long. RefSeq lists its product as uncharacterized. The coding region runs from base 57 to 3437 and encodes 1126 amino acids. The record is from RefSeq and is a predicted model, not a curated record. Lineage: Eukaryota; Metazoa; Echinodermata; Crinoidea; Comatulida; Comatulidae. The transcript has 17 exons.